Molecule: messenger RNA, 1250 nt
Organism: Olea europaea var. sylvestris
Lineage: Eukaryota; Viridiplantae; Streptophyta; Magnoliopsida; Lamiales; Oleaceae
Product: DNA replication complex GINS protein PSF1-like
Exons: 8
Coding region: 286-1026 (246 amino acids)
Biological process (GO): DNA strand elongation involved in mitotic DNA replication; DNA replication
Cellular component (GO): GINS complex
Source: RefSeq, a predicted model, not a curated record
GGACUACUGUCUGAGAUUUAAGGAAAAUGUACGGUAAAAAAGCAAGUGAGUUAGUGAAAGAAUUUGUGAGCUGUGAACCUGGGCAGCUUACCACUUUCAACUGUAGAUGAUAUGACCUACAAAAAUCUUCAAGAUACAUUCAAAUGUGGCCCAAGAAAAGAAAAGAAAUAGUCAAAUAUUUCGGGGUACAGAAAUAAUGUGAUAUACAUGGAAGAAAUGACCUAUUUGGCCAAGUGAUUGAAGAGUGUAAUGGUCAUCUCCUUCACCUUCAGCCCUUGAUGAGCCAUGACAGGGCCUACUGCUGUCAUUUCAUUCCUAUUAUCCCUCCAGUGUCUCAAUGUUAUGGACAGCCAAAGAGUAUUGCAUAGCUCCAUUUGUACUUUAAUUUUUGUUUGUCAUACCAUCGACCCUUGUAUUGGUUAUUUGACGGAAUUUUUCUGCUGCGGAAAGCCUUUCUGUUGGUUGUCACACUCUAUAUUGAUUGUGGUGAGCAGGAAAAUACAAGAGCAUGAAAAUAAAUUGAAAGAUAAUAGGAGAUCGGAAGAUGAAAUGGAGUUAUCAGAAGACGAGAGGAGGAAAUCAGAAGCCGAAAAGAUAGUCAUCCAGACAGCUAUGAAAUCAGAUCAGUUUGGUGCCCUGAUCCAUCACCUCUCAUUGGUCCGCAAUAAGCGCUGUCUCAUGGCUUAUGUAUAUAAUCGAGCAGAAGUUAUCAGAAGUUUGGGGUGGGUGGUUGACUGUGUUCUUCCUGAAGAAAUUGAAGAGAAACUCAGUAGCUCAGAGAAAGAAUAUUUCAAGAAUCAUGCUGCAACCCUACAAUCAUAUAUGUCAGAACUUGAUCUUGAUUUGAGUGUGGAUAUGAUUCCUCCGAAAGAUCCAUACAUCAAGGUGAGGGUUCUCGAAGAUAUUGGUGAGGUUGUGCUUAGUGAUCAGGUAGCGAACCUAGCUCGCCAUGCAAUGUUAUUCCUGCGGAGAACUGAUGCCGAGCAGUACAUCUCUCAGGGCUUAAUGGAAGAACUCACUGGUUGAUAGAAAGGUUGGAGGAUCCAUCAACAGUCGAAAAGGUUCAAUAGCUAUACAAUGAUUACAUAUGAAUAAACUAGUUAUGUAAAGCAAGAGGAUAAUGGCCAUGAUAAUACAGUUAGUUGAGUGGAAUUAAUGUCUUCCAAUGAUGUUCUUGUUUGAAAGCAUUGUAGAGAAAUUACUGUUGUAGAAUCAAAUUUGGUUGCCAAGUAAUUGUAUUUUUUAUUUUA